CUCAGCGCAGCAUUGCUAUUGUGCUUACAUGCAUCGAUAGGAUCGUGUGACAAUCACUCUAUGCUCGCAGAAUCCUGAUGCGUGUGACUGCCGUCGUGAAAAGUGGCGAUGGCCAGAAAGGCUAGGCAAAGGAUAAGCUAUGUCCUUCCUCUCGCAAAUUCCCCCGGCGGGCAUCGAUUAGGAGUUAAUGGUCUCGCUGUCGACAGUGAGCAAUCGAUCCUUUAUUCGGGGGGCAGAGACGGCGCAAUCUGUGCCUGGGAUUUACAUCUUGAUUUAAAGAGCGCAUCUCCUUCCAAAAAUCCAUUCGAUUCUCCAUUAGACCCUCCUACAAUCUCGCGCUCAAAACAACACCGACCAACGACUUUCAGGGCGCAAACCCAGGCGCAUACCCACUGGGUCAACGAUAUUGUCCUCGCACAGAAUAACACUGCUCUGGUAUCAGCAUCGUCCGAUUUGACGGUCAAAGUAUGGCGACCAUUAUCGGACGGGAUCGAAGCACCUCAAACAAUUGGGCAACACGCCGACUAUGUCAAAUGUCUUGCGACACCACAUCCUCAGGCGGACUGGGUUGCAUCAGGAGGGUUGGAUCGACGCAUAUGUCUAUGGGAUCUCAAUGGGGCAGGCAACCAACUCGAGAUUGAGGUCGGGGACGAGGAGAAGAACGAGAAAGGUUCUGUAUAUGCCUUGAGUGUGAGUCGAAGCAUACUCGCAAGCGGAGGCCCGGAAUCUAUCGUGCGGCUCUGGGAUCCUAGAUCUGGAAAGAGAAUUACGAAGUUUGUGGGCCAUACAGAUAAUAUUCGAGAUAUCCUAAUCAACGAGACGGGCGACACGAUUAUGACCGCGAGUUCCGACCAGACGGUCAAAGUUUGGAGUGUCACGGCAGGACGAUGCAUUCACACAUUGACAAUGCACAAUGACAGUGUCUGGUCUCUCUAUUCAGAUGAUCCGAACCUCGGAAUUUUCUACAGCGGCGAUCGAUCCGGUCUGGUGGUGAAGACCGAUGUCAGAGGCACCCUUGGCGAGAUGGACGAUGGCCUUUCACUCGCGGUAGCCCAAGAAAAUGACGGCGUGAACAAAGUUAUUGCUUGUGGGGAUUAUAUCUGGACUGCAACUUCAAGCUCUUCUAUCAAUCGCUGGGCAAAUGUUGAUACUGGAGACGAUAUCCAAUUACCAGAGGCCUAUCGGCACCACAGCGCUACUAGUACAGCCUCACGGCCGAAGCAACCUAGCCCCCCUAUCGCAAAUGGCCAUUCCAAGACGGAAAUUUCUGCACAGUCAGUCUUGAGGAUCUCAAAUACUGCCAACUUUCCUGCCCCGGUAACAAGAGAUGCCGACGAUACAUUUUCGGGCUGGAGCUUUCGGAAAGGCCCCGAGAUGAUUGUAGACCCGGAUAUUGGGGUGAUUGUGCCAAUUCACGCUUUACCGGAAGAAACGAUCGAAGGACAGCAUGGCCUGGUAAAGCAUAAACUGCUAAAUGAUAGACGGAGAGUCUUGACCUUAGAUACUGCUGGUGAUGUUCUACUUUGGGAUUUGCUGCUGUGUAUUCCCAUCCAAUCAUUCGGCAAGAGACACCUUGAAGAUGUUGAACCAGAAGUCAACACUAUGGAGGCCGUUGCUCCAUGGUGCUCGAUAGAUACUCGAACUGGCCGACUGGCUGUAGUGCUGGAGGAAUAUAAUUGCUUUGAUGCUGAGAUGUAUGCUGAUGAGCUUGAAUUGGAAGAGGCUGUUGAAUUUCGAGAAGACCAGAGAAUAAAUCUUGGGAAAUGGAUAUUACGCCACCUUUUCUCAAAUCUUGUCGACGAAAUGAUCAAACGAGACGAGAUCUAUCGGAAAGAACUGAAUGAGAGUGUAAAUAAGGGGCUUCGCAUCAAUGCGCCGCCGUUAUCCAUUCAGAUACCCACGCCACCAUUAGUUACCGGGCAGGAUAGUGUAGGCUUGGCCACACCUCGCGCGAAUGGAACUCCUUUUCCAAUGACCCCAGGCAUGGGUAUUGGUGUUGCCACACCAGCGCCUCUCAAUCAUCUACCUGGUGUUCCAGAAGGUGGAGCUCCUCUCGAUACACGAGGAUCUCAGGCGAGCCGGACCUCCGCCGACAAGCCUGUCGAUUAUUUCUCAAGCACACCCCUCUCUCCUGAUGCCAGUGGAAAAUCCGUUAUAACCCCAGGAGAGCGCUACGAUGAUAAACCUCCAAAAUCACCGUCCGACCCGGAUAAGGAGAAUAGUGGCAAGGACAGUAGUAACCUCUUCGGAAAGAAGUUUCGAAUGGGGAUGUCCUUUGGUAGCAAGAAGCUUAAUCGGUCUGCAUCGACCAACACCGAGAAGCCUGUUGUACUUGAUGAGAAAGUUGAGGACGGCUCUGAAACCUCGGAAAGCGGAGAGAAGGAGAAAGAGGUUGAUGAUAACUUUCGCGGUGUUGUCCAAAAGAUCAGAAUCGAGUAUGAGAAAGCUUUACAAGAGAAUCCAGAUCAGCCAGUUGAGACUGGUAUCACGCCAAGCCCGCCGAAUGAGACACCGGUCCUCAAACCCCCACCGAUGACUACGGUUAUCAUUCAAGAAGAGACUUCUGGUGGGAGUGCAGAUCUUUACAGAGGAACAGUUGCGACGCUCGGCGAAGACGCAAGUCUGAUCGAGGAACGAGCACCGAUGUGGCUCGGAGAUUUACUUCUAAGGAACAGGAUCCCAUUGAAGGAGCCGGUGAAGGUUUCCUUCGUGUUGCAACCUUGGCAGGACCUUCUCCCCAGCAUCGCUGGUCCCGAUGGCAACUCGCGCUUGAAUGCCAAUAGGAUGCUACGAGUCAAGAAAAUAUUGGCCUAUGUAGCGGAGCGCAUCGAACCUCCCCCAGAAGAACCGGACCCCAAUGCGUUGCGACCAGAGGAAUAUUUGGAAUUGUAUUGUUAUGACCAGAAAUUACCAAUAACUAUGAGUCUUGCUACCCUCCGUGCCCAUGUUUGGAAAGGGGGUGCGGAUGUAUUGUUGUACUACAAGAGCAAUGGUCGAAAACUCAUCAAUUUUGAGAAGGUGCUGAACUCAGCGACUGACACUUCUACCUCAGCUGCUCAAGCUGCUACACCUUCUGCUGCGUGAGAUCUCGACAGUCAGAAUUUGUCUGAUCGAGUGGUACUUUUACAUCAUAUCUAUCUUGACCCUUGUUCAUAGUUGGUUCGAGAUUCAUAUAAGUCAAGCGCGAUAGCAAAUGGUGUAGUCCAUGAGUUUGGUCUCCAUGGACGGGACGAUGAGCUAAGCUGGUCUGGUUGGUAGACAGUAGGUAGAUAUACCAUCUGGGAAAUAGCUUCGGAUGGUAUUUAUUAUCG
Amorphotheca resinae ATCC 22711 is the source of this 3311-nucleotide messenger RNA. RefSeq lists its product as hypothetical. Gene Ontology annotation, molecular function: ubiquitin binding. Gene Ontology annotation, biological process: double-strand break repair via homologous recombination; protein deubiquitination. The record is from RefSeq and is a predicted model, not a curated record. Bases 109 to 3084 code for a protein of 991 amino acids. NCBI's taxonomy places the organism in Eukaryota, Fungi, Ascomycota, Leotiomycetes, Helotiales, Amorphothecaceae. The transcript has 7 exons.